AUGGGGCCCAAAAUCACAGCAGCACUGACUCCUGAAUGUUCUUCCAGAACCCAGUGCACACUGCAGGAUCCAGAGAGGCUUUCAGGAGAGCUGCUCCAUGUGGCUGAACAUCUGGCCAACCUGAAGUUCACAGUCUGGGAGAAGAUGCAGGAGAUUGUUCAGUUUGCUCCUGUAACUCUGGAUCCCAACACUGCUCAUCCUAAACUCGUCCUGUCUGAUGAUCUGACCAGUGUGAGAUUCAGAGAUGAGAAGCAGCAGCUUCCUGAUAAUCCAGAGAGGUUUGAUAAGCUGGCGUGUGUGCUGGGCUCCGAGGGCUUUAACUCAGGGACGCACUGCUGGGAUGUUGAAGUGGGAGAUAAACUCUGGAUAUUGGGGGUGAUGACGGAGUCUGCUGAGAGGAAGGGAGAGAUUUUCUCCAGGAGUGGAGUCUGGUCACUGUGGUAUCUGAAUGGACAAUAUGCAGCAGGUUCGUCACCACAGCCUGGAACUCCCCUCUCAGUGGCCCAGAAUCUCCAGAAGAUCAGAGUGCAGCUGGACUGGGAGAGAGGAAAGCUCUCAUUCUCUGAUGGUCUAACUAACAGACACUUACACACAGUGUCCCACAGAUUCACUGAGAGGGUCUUUCCAUUGUUCAUGAAUGUCUGUAAAGUCUCUCCUAUGAAGAUCAUACCAGUGUUUAAAGACCCAGCACAGUCGCUUCUGCAUUUCAGUCAGAAAUAAAGAU
This is a messenger RNA of Colossoma macropomum (tambaqui), 724 nucleotides long. RefSeq names its product zinc-binding protein A33-like. Gene Ontology annotation, molecular function: protein binding. The coding region runs from base 1 to 720 and encodes 239 amino acids. The record is from RefSeq and is a predicted model, not a curated record. Lineage: Eukaryota; Metazoa; Chordata; Actinopteri; Characiformes; Serrasalmidae. The transcript is spliced from 3 exons.